Scaptodrosophila lebanonensis is the source of this 2414-nucleotide messenger RNA. Its product is annotated as ATP-binding cassette sub-family G member 1. Bases 262 to 2082 code for a protein of 606 amino acids. Gene Ontology annotation, cellular component: plasma membrane. The record is from RefSeq and is a predicted model, not a curated record. NCBI's taxonomy places the organism in Eukaryota, Metazoa, Arthropoda, Insecta, Diptera, Drosophilidae. Gene Ontology annotation, molecular function: ATP binding; ABC-type transporter activity; ATP hydrolysis activity. The transcript is spliced from 12 exons.
AGCCGCGUCACUUUAGUCUCGCGUCGCAUUUCGAGCGAUUCGGAAGCAUUUCGAAAAAACUGAAAAGAAGAACCCGAAACGUGGAAUCAGCCAAGCAUUAAAUAUCUUGUUUGGCAUUUGUGCCUUGUCGAUCCCUCGCAUCGUCUCUAUGUGUGUUUCAACGAAUCCAUUUUCUAACCGAAUAAUAAACAAGCAUAAAAUAGAAGCUACAAUUCAAUAAAAUUAAAAUAAAAAAAUCGUUCGUGGAUUUAGUCAAGCAAAAUGGAUAGCAGCAAAUUAUUAAAGAACGUCUUUGGCAUCGACAUACACUUUAAAGAUCUCGUUUAUCAAGUAAAAGCACCGAAACAAAAAGAAAAGAAAUCUGUUCUAAAAGGUAUUACGGGCACAUUCAAGUCGGGGGAAUUAACCGCCAUUAUGGGCCCAUCAGGUGCCGGAAAAUCUAGUUUAUUGAACAUUCUCACUGGCCUGAACAAAUCUGGUGUGAGCGGGACUAUUGAAAUUGGCAAGGCGCGUAAGCUCUGCGGAUAUAUAAUGCAAGAUGAUCACUUCUUCGAAUGGUUUUCGGUGGAGGAGACAAUGCUGCUGGCAGCUACACUUAAAAUCUCUAACAAAUGCGUGAAUAUAAAGGAAAAGCGAAUAUUGAUCGACCACCUUUUGACUACAUUGAAGCUGACGAACGCAAAGCAGACGAAGUGCUCAAAACUCAGUGGUGGGCAGAAGAAGCGUUUAUCCAUUGCACUGGAAUUAAUAGACAAUCCAGCGGUGCUAUUCUUAGACGAGCCCACAACCGGCCUGGACAGUUCAUCCUCCUUUGAUACCAUACAGCUGCUGCGCGGUCUGGCGAAUGAGGGACGAACUAUUGUUUGCACGAUUCAUCAGCCCUCGACGAUCAUUUACAAUCUGUUCAACCUCAUAUACGUGCUGAGCUCGGGAAGAUGCACGUACCAGGGCACGCCUCAGAACACAGUCGAUUUUCUUAAAACUGUUGGACUUGAUUGUCCAGCUUACCACAAUCCAGCCGACUAUCUUCUCGAAUGCGUGAAUGGUGAUUACGGUGACUAUACUGAGGCUUUGGCAGAAUGCUCGAAGGAUUCACGCUGGUGCUACGAUCAAGAGCUGCUGCAGGAUAGUGCUGAGCCACCAAGCGAGGCCCAAGUGGCCAAGUUCAAUGAGUUAAGAGGCCAGCCCCCGAAAUUGACGAAAGCAGAGCCAACAAAUGAGCUGACAAGGCACACAUAUCCCCCACCGGAAUGGAUGCGUUUGUGGCUGCUAAUCGGACGCUGUCACUUGCAGUUCUUUAGAGAUUGGACCGUUACCUAUCUUAAAUUGUUUACGCACAUUCUUUCCGCUGUAAUGAUUGGCUUAUUCUUUGGAGACUCUGGUAUAAAUGCCACUAAACAAAUCUCAAAUGUGGGCAUGAUCAUGGUCCACUGUGUCUACUUAUGGUACACGACAAUAAUGCCGGCUAUAUUACGCUAUCCUCUGGAAAUCGAAAUAAUUCGCAAGGAGACCUUUAAUAAUUGGUACAAACUGAAAACUUACUAUGUCGCCACUUUAAUCACUUCGACGCCGGUUCAUAUCAUGUUUUCCACCGUUUAUAUAACUAUUGCCUAUUUGUUGACUGAUCAGCCAGUAGAAAUCGAUCGGUUUGUCAAAUUUCUGCUGACUACCGUGGUGGUUACGAUUUGUGCCGAUGGCCUCGGCGUAUUUCUGGGCACGAUUUUGAAUCCGGUUAAUGGCACCUUCGUGGGCUCUGUUUCCACCUGCUUUAUGCUGAUGUUCUCGGGUUUUCUCAUCCUACUAACCCAUAUACCAGCUGCCCUUCGUUUUAUUGCCUUUCUCUCGCCAUUACGAUACGCACUUGAAAAUAUGGUAAUCUCACUCUACGGAAAUAAUCGCGACAAUUUGGUGUGUCCACCAAACGAACUCUACUGCCAUUUUAAGAACGCCAUUACAGUAUUGCGUCAGUUUGGCAUGGAACAAGGGGAUUUUGGAUAUAAUAUCCUUAUGAUUCUUGGUCAGGUAGCGCUAUUUAAAAUUUUGGCUUACUUCACACUAAAACGCAAGAUUAAAUGUGGUUGAUCGCACUGCUCCGACACGGAUCGCUGUAUUAGCUUAUAAUAAUACGAAUUAUUGUGAUUUUAUGUUACUUAUCGCUUACUCACAGCGAACAUUCUUAUAUCGGCGUGUGAUACUUUAAAUAGUUCAACGAACCAAUUUAAUGUUAACUAUUGCUAAAGAAUUGUGAAAAUAGCAAAUAUAGUUUUUAUACUGUUUUUUACAAAUGCGAUUGCAUACAUUUUCAAGCUAGGUAGCAUAUACUAAAAAUAACUUAGGCUUAAGGCAAUUGUAAUAUUUGUACAUAUAUAUUGAAAGUGGCUAAAAUAUAGAAAACGAAGUUUUCUUAAAAGGUG